UGCACCAAUUCCUUUCUCCAUUUUUUAGUAGGUAACAUUAAUCUUUCUCGAGAUUUCUCUGCAUUAUGGCAAACCAACCGCCACCUGCUCGUCCAUGGUUCCGUCUAGGAUCCGUAGGGCGACCGGCUCCACCCACAGCACCUGCUCCUCCUGCCCCUGAGCCAGUUCGGCCUCUUAUGCCUCGGCCUGCAUUUUUGCCAAUUGUUCAAACUGCACCACCAACUGCGACUGCGCCACCACCACUUGCACCUUCUGGCAUUUCUGUCCCUGGUGUUGGUUCACUGCCUACUUCUCCCGUUAAAACCAUCCCGCUCGCAACUGCUGCAUCACCGAAAACCAAACCCACCGCUCCUCCACCUUCUUCUUUGGUUUUACCACCCCCCAAACUGAAAUCCCAAACGGAGAACGAACCACAAAUCCCACCGGAGGCAGAGCAAAAAACAGUGCUUGUUCAAAAGACAAUUGAAAAGCCUAAGGGAUGGUCCAAUGGUGAUUCCCAUAAAGAUAUCGGCGUCACCAACGGAAAUCAAGAAUCCUAUAAAGGUGGGGAAACGAACGGUCACAGAAAGAAGUUGGUAUCAGAUUCCGAUAAGAGAUCAGUCAUAACAAUCACCGGCGAAAACAGGGGAGCUGUCAUGGAAUUAAUCCAGUCCCCACAGAAACAUGGCUUCGAGGGCAAACCUCAUCACCUCCAACAGAAGGGAAAUCCCACAAACAAAGGUGAAGAAUUGCAUAACUACAGCAGCAGCAGUAGCAGUAGCAGCAGCGACUCCGAGGACGGAAAACACAAGAUGAAAGACAAGGACCUGAAAUCAAAGGCAAAGGCAAAGCCAAUGCAUGCAUAUGUGAACAGUAACGUGCAAGGUGUUAACAGCUCCCUUGUGUGCAACUCUGCGUGCGAUUUCCAUGAUCCCGGAGUGCGCCUCACUCUGCCUAGAAAACCUAACGGAGGCGUUAAGGGUGGCAACGGCGGUGGCAAUGGGAAAAACAACUAGAGGAACGCAAAGAAAAGGUCUUGAUUUCAAUCAAUUUGGGUCACACUAGAUGAGUACCAUAUUAAAUAGUUAAGGAAUAAAAUGAAUUUGAGUGAGGAUCAAGGAGUAAUAUAUACUUGGAAUCUGAUUCUUCAGUCGGUGUGAUUGAAGACAGUCCGUAAUCCGUAGUAUCUUUGGCAUGAAAUUAUAGAGUGGAAUAAAGGUGAAGGUUCACUUGGUUUUUGUACUUCAUUUAUUUUUCCUAUCAAUUAUAUAUUUUUGUUGUCAUAAAAGAAAUUACUGGGA
Rubroshorea leprosula is the source of this 1280-nucleotide messenger RNA. The record is from the annotation of a GenBank genome assembly. NCBI's taxonomy places the organism in Eukaryota, Viridiplantae, Streptophyta, Magnoliopsida, Malvales, Dipterocarpaceae.